Nothoprocta perdicaria is the source of this 2358-nucleotide messenger RNA. It is a transcript of the gene CNGB3, whose product is annotated as cyclic nucleotide gated channel beta 3. The record is from RefSeq and is a predicted model, not a curated record. The transcript is spliced from 19 exons. NCBI's taxonomy places the organism in Eukaryota, Metazoa, Chordata, Aves, Tinamiformes, Tinamidae. Bases 1 to 2358 code for a protein of 785 amino acids. Gene Ontology annotation, cellular component: photoreceptor outer segment; plasma membrane; intracellular cyclic nucleotide activated cation channel complex. Gene Ontology annotation, molecular function: intracellularly cGMP-activated cation channel activity; cGMP binding; protein-containing complex binding. Gene Ontology annotation, biological process: monoatomic cation transmembrane transport.
AUGAUCCAGCUAAUCCUGCAAAAAUCCAUGCCUCCAGUUGCUAAACUCAGAGCAAAAUUAUCACCUGAGGAAGCAGAAGUCAAAAAUGAAGGCAUCUCUCCACCUCCUCAACCCCAGCCAUCUGCAAGCCAGGUUGAAAAGAAAGACGAGCCACAGAAAGCUGGGGCCAGCACCAAUGGAGGUCCAGCACCAAAACAAGAUACAGUUCCCAAAAAAGCACCUGAGCCUUCAGUACCUGAAAAAUCAGUUGAACCAGAUAAAGCAACUGAAAAGGAACAGGGUCAGCUCAGUGGUGAGAAAGAAGAUACCAACACACAGAAGGCACCACGUCAAGAUUUCCCAACAAAUGAGUAUGCCAAUGACCAACUUCAGGCGAUUGUCAGAAAAAUGCGGGAAAGGACAACAGUCUACAAAGAGAGGCUGACAGAUCCAGUGCUGUCCUCACCUGAAGGCACACCAUCAAAAAAGAAGCCUCCUCCUCCACCACCAAAAGAAGAAAAAAAAGAAGAAAAAAAAGAGGAAGCAGAAGCAAAGCCAGAGGAGGAUCAUUACUGUGAUAUGCUGUGUUGCAAGUUCAAAAAGCCUCCACUGAAAAAAUAUAUGGAAUAUCUGCAGCUACCAGAGAGCAUAGACUCGUACACAGAUCGUCGUUAUGUAGCAUGGCUCAUGCUUGUAACAGUCGCCUAUAACUGGAACUGCUGGUUUAUUCCCCUGCGGUUUGUGUUUCCAUAUCAAACCCCAAMUAAUAUGAUAUACUGGCUUGCCAUAGACAUCAUUUGUGACAUGUGCUACCUGUGUGACCUGUUGGUUUUCCAGCCCAGAGUGCAAUUUUUAAAAGGUGGAGAUAUCAUAACAGACAAAGUGGAAAUGAAGAAAUUCUAUCACAGCACCGUGAAGUUUCAGCUUGAUGUGCUAUCAGUGUUGCCCUUUGAAGUUUUAUAUUUCUUCUUCGGUUUUAACCCRGCGUUUAGAGCAAACAGGAUGCUAAAGCAUAACACAUUCUUUGAGUUUAAUGAUCGGUUGGAAGCUAUCCUGGAUAAAGCCUACAUCUACAGGGUCAUUCGAACAACUGGAUACUUGUUGUUUAUCUUGCACAUUAACGCAUGCCUGUAUUACUGGGCCUCGGACUAUGAAGGACUUGGCAGCACUAAAUGGGUGUACGAUGGAGAAGGAAACAUGUAUCUGAGGUGCUACUACUGGGCCGUUCGCACCUUAAUCACCAUCGGUGGUCUUCCAGAACCACAAACCCUGUUUGAGAUAGUUUUUCAACUGCUGAAUUUUUUCUUGGGUGUCUUUGUCUUCUCCAGCUUAAUUGGCCAGAUGCGGGAUGUAAUCGGAGCAGCUACAGCAGGACAGAACUACUACCGCUCCUGUAUGGACAACACGGUCUCCUAUAUGAACACUUAUUCCAUUCCUAAAGUGGUUCAAAAUCGUGUUCGAACUUGGUAUGAAUACACGUGGGACUCGCAAGGAAUGCUCGAUGAAUCUGAAUUGUUGGAGCAGAUGCCAACCAAAAUGCAGCUCGCCAUUGCAAUUGAUGUGAACUUUGCCAUCGUCAAUAAUGUUGACUUAUUCAAGGGGUGCGAUACUCAGAUGAUAUAUGACAUGCUGCUACGCUUGAAAUCCAUUGUAUAUUUACCUGGCGACUUUGUCUGCAAGAAGGGAGAGAUUGGCAGAGAAAUGUACAUCAUCAAACAAGGAGAAGUUCAAGUUCUUGGAGGCCCUGACGGUACAAAAGUCCUGGUCACACUAAGAGCAGGAGCUGUAUUUGGAGAGAUCAGCCUAUUAGCAGCAGGUGGAGGAAAUCGGAGGACUGCCAACGUGGUGGCUCAYGGUUUUGCCAACCUUUUCAUUUUAGACAAGAAGACCCUCAAUGAAAUCUUGGUGCACUAUCCUGAUUCAGAGAAGCUUCUGAUGAAGAAGGCAAAGGUGCUGCUGAAGGAGAAGGGGAAGCCGGCCCCAGCACCACCACCGCCCCGCGGCCUGGCCAGCCUGUUUGGGCAGAAGCAGGAGACUCCGAAACUGUUCAAGGCAAUGCUCGGCGGUAAAGGAAAAGCAGGCCUUGCUACGCUGCUGAAGCUGAAGAGAGAGCAAGAAGAUCAGGAAAAACAAGCUAAGGCAGAUGAGCAGAAGCUUGAACAAAAUGAGCAGAAACCCCCAAAAGAGGAUAAGAAGCCUCCAGAGGGUGCGGCCCCCUCUACACUCCCAGUGCAAAAGGAAAAGCCGGAUGCAGACGCUAAGCCAGCGAUGGAUGAAAAAAUCCCUAAGAAGCCUCUAAUCAUUAGCAUGGCUCCUUCCCCCAUAGCAGGAGAAGGAGAGAUUCUUAAGGUUGAAGUUGAAGAGAAGAAAGAGGAAUAG